Messenger RNA from Rhipicephalus microplus (southern cattle tick), 924 nucleotides. RefSeq names its product disintegrin and metalloproteinase domain-containing protein 10. Gene Ontology annotation, molecular function: metalloendopeptidase activity. Lineage: Eukaryota; Metazoa; Arthropoda; Arachnida; Ixodida; Ixodidae. The record is from RefSeq and is a predicted model, not a curated record. Gene Ontology annotation, biological process: membrane protein ectodomain proteolysis; Notch signaling pathway. Gene Ontology annotation, cellular component: plasma membrane.
AUGGCGGCCGCACCUUAUGGUAGACUACUUCUACUGCUGCUUCUACUGACCUGUUCCCCGGGCUUUGUUGACGCGCGUCGCCUCAACCGUUACGUGCGCCACUUCGAGCCCCUGUCCUACGAGCCACGGCGGGUGCACAGGGAACACGUUCGCGUCAGGAGAUCCCUGAGUGGCAGCAGCUCGCAGCACGGCAUCGUUUACUUCCGCUUCCAAGGAUUCGACAGGUUGUUUCAUCUGAAGCUGAGGCCAGAUGCGUCCGCCUUUCACAAGGACCUCGUGGUCGAGACUUCGAGCCGCGGUCGAGUGAAGCCGGACAUAGGUCACAUCUACAGCGGCGAACUGAUUGGCGAUCCCUCCAGCCGGGUAUACGGUGGCCUGCACGACGGCGUCUUCGAAGGGUCCAUCCAGUCCCGCUGGGGUCGCUUCUACGUCGAAGGGGCGCACAAGUUCUUCGCACGGCGCACGCCCUUCCACUCCGUGAUGUACGCCGCCAAAGACGCCAGAAUGCCCGACGCAGGAUGGAAAAGCAGCGCAGCUCCAGGAGUGAAGCAUUGGACGAAUAGGAAACUUUUAGAAGAACACGAAUCUGAGGAGUUGUACCCCGACACGGAAAACGUUGGCAGCGUGGCCAGCCUUGCGAAGGACAGCGCAGCCGACAUUGCGAGUCUGCGGCCCUGCACAUCGCCAUCGACCAUCUGCUGUACAAGAAGUACCUGGAACUGGACGGCUGACGAUGUGCGCACGCGCGAGCGCAUCUCCACGCUGAUUGCGGGUCACGUGGCUCGCGCUUCUGAGGUAUACCGACGCACGGACUUCCACGGCAUUCACGACAUCAGUUUCGUCGUGCACAAAGUCCAGGUACCGCACCCUCUGUAUGCGUCUAUGUACCACCUUGAAGGGGCCCGGCCAGACUUUUCCAAUUAA